This is a messenger RNA of Rosa rugosa (rugosa rose), 936 nucleotides long. RefSeq lists its product as uncharacterized. The record is from RefSeq and is a predicted model, not a curated record. The transcript has a single exon. Lineage: Eukaryota; Viridiplantae; Streptophyta; Magnoliopsida; Rosales; Rosaceae. Bases 1 to 936 code for a protein of 311 amino acids.
AUGGGUGUGAGGUUCUUCACUCUCCAAAUGAUCCCCAUGUGUUUUCAUGUCACGGGCAACCAUCAUGUCUCCUCUUGCGACCAGCUCCAACCGGACGACGAUGAGGAGUAUCAACCACCGCGCGCCAAGGUAGGUGGUAAGCGUGCUAAGGUAGGUGGUAAGCGCGCGGUGGUUGGUACCAUCAAGGUCGUUAAGUCCGACGGCCUUGUGAAGAUCUACAACAAGCCGAUUGAUGUAUCAGAGCUUAUGAGGCAAUUUCCCAAGCACCUAGUGUGUGCUUCCGACUCACUUUACAUCGGCCAGAAAAUCCCAGCUCUUUCGGAACACGACCAGCUCCAGCUCGGCCGAAAGUACUUUCUGCUACCGAAGCACUUUUUCCAGACUGUGCUCUCCUUCGUCACCAUUGCCUCGUUCGCCACCUCCGGACCCGAAUCCGAACCCGAACAAAAGCCCUCGCCGGUUCCCUCCACCAAUUCCAAGAAUGCGUUUCUAAGAAAGGCCGCGAAUUGCGAGCCUUUUCAUAUACAGAAAUCGGAAUCCGGUUGCCUGAGAAUACGUGUCUCCGACGAGUUUAUAUCGCAAUUGUUGGAGGAAGGCAAGCUCAGCGACGAAGCUAAAGUCGAAGAAGAAGAUGAACAUGGUAAGAGUUUUGAGCCAAACAACAGCAAAGUCUGUACCACGCCGCAGUUACAGAAAGACUACUCGCAACUGGUUGGAUCAAGACAAUGGAAGCCGAGGCUCGAGCCAAUUAGAGAGACCCGGGAAACCAAGAGAAGAUCAAGACUUUCUUCGUUUGGGAUGAGAAGAUCAACGAAGAAAUCUCAACCCAAUUCAUCAAAAGCAACACAGAGUUCAAAGAGUCCAAAGAUUGCUACUUUAGUAAAAUCUGAGCACCAUUCCAAAACCAAGAUCAAGAUCAAAUCAUCAAAGAAAUGA